This is a messenger RNA of Eremomyces bilateralis CBS 781.70, 969 nucleotides long. Its product is annotated as HET-domain-containing protein. The transcript has a single exon. The record is from RefSeq and is a predicted model, not a curated record. The annotation marks the transcript as partial. NCBI's taxonomy places the organism in Eukaryota, Fungi, Ascomycota, Dothideomycetes, Eremomycetales, Eremomycetaceae.
AUGAAAGUACUCUCUGAUGUUAGCCCACCAGUCCAAAGUUUUGGUUUCCAGUACUCAUCACUGCCGGAGAAGAAGGCAGUGGUUCGUCUUCUAGAACUUCUUCCAGGCGACCCUGAUGGCAAGAUUCGAUGUGAGCUCAUGGAUUUCGAGAUUAAAGAUGCUGAUCAGAAGCCAUAUGAAGCACUCUCUUACGUUUGGGGGGAGGGGGAAGGUUCGACCGAAAUCACUGUCAACAACGAGAGGAUGACGAUUCGACCGAAUCUGCACUUGGCAUUACAAUCCCUUCGAAACCAGGAUUCCGCCCGAACGUUCUGGGUAGAUGCAAUCUGUAUUGAUCAGAAUAAUAAUAAAGAAAGAGGCCAUCAAGUGAAUUUGAUGAAGAGCAUUUUUCAAGGAGCAAAAGGGGUGGUCGUUUGGCUUGGAGAAGACACCGAGCAAACCAAUAUUGCCAUGGACUCCCUAAAUUAUCUUGCAGAUGUGCUUGACAAAUUUGGUGUAGGACAGCAGGAGGAUCUAAGAUCGAAAUCUCUCUUAAGAAUCAAUGUCCAUCAUCAAGAAGCAGUUGAUGGCUUUCGAGACCUUCUCCAAAGGCAAUGGUACCAGAGAGCCUGGAUCGUCCAGGAAAUUGCUCUUGCCCGCAGCGCUACUAUCAUGUGUGGGAAGAAGUCGGUCUCAGCAGGGAUUUUUUCGUCUCUCUCCUGGAUGCUUGAAAAAUCCGUUGAGAUAUCUCCAAUCGAGCCUCUACUAAAUGUUAUGCCCGGAUUCUUAAGAGAGAGAAAAGACUCCUGGUGGACGUUAGAACGGGAUCUCUUUGCGCUUCUCCUUAAAUUUCGCGACAGUAAAACGACCGAACAGAGGGACAAGAUCUAUGCUUUCCUUGGUAUUGCGAGUGAUAUUACCAACGGGAAUUUUGAAGCGAGCUACGAGAUUAGUGAGCAGGACCUUGUUCAGGAUAUUAUAUCUUUCCUU